Penicillium canariense is the source of this 3915-nucleotide messenger RNA. RefSeq lists its product as uncharacterized. The coding region runs from base 1 to 3915 and encodes 1304 amino acids. The record is from RefSeq and is a predicted model, not a curated record. NCBI's taxonomy places the organism in Eukaryota, Fungi, Ascomycota, Eurotiomycetes, Eurotiales, Aspergillaceae. The transcript has a single exon. Gene Ontology annotation, molecular function: RNA-DNA hybrid ribonuclease activity; nucleic acid binding.
AUGGCCACACUUCUGCGGGAGAGAGGCGUAAGAGACGCAGGAGUCGUGGCCAUUCAGGAACCAUGGGAAAACAACCAGCUUGACACUACGCAUCACCCGGCUACAGCAUCCCAUCAGCUACUAUACCCAGUAGUCAAGGAUGCCAGGUCGGGUGAGGCGGAAAGAACCAGGGUCUGUAUGUUCGUUUCGAAGCGGAUUGACCCCUCUAUAUGGUCCCACACGGUAGUCAACGCCGACUACCAGAUUCUAAAACUCCGGCGGAAUCAGCGCGAUGGCUGGACGGAUCUCUUCGUGCACAAUAUAUAUCGGCAUGACACCAACAAAGAGCAACUUCAACGCUUAUACAGCGAAAUUGCGAAACGACCGGAGGCGGAACACGUCGUGGUAGGAGACUUCAAUCUCCAUCAUCCUCUGUGGGGUGGCCCUUCCGUUCGAAAGACCGAGCAAGAAGCUCACAUCUUGGUGGAUUCGAUCCUCCCUGACCUAUCUCUAACCUAUGUGGGAGAGCCAGGCAAGCCUACAUGGCAACAGGGCCCGUUGAAGAGUGUCAUCGACCUCACAUUCGUAUCUAGUAGCUUGCUAGACUGCCUGACUACCUGCGAGAUCGCCAAUGACGUAGAUAGCCAGUCCGACCAUCUUCCAAUCCGCACCGUCCUCGAUAUAACUACGCCACAGUUCACACAGCCAAGAAGACGGAAUUGGGAAGCCACCGAUGACGAGAAAUUGAAACAAUACCUCGAACAACACCUGCCACCACCACCCAAUACAUUGACUAGGCCAGAAACGAUCGAACUGGCCUGCUCAGCGCUAAUGCGCGUGGUGGAUGCGGCGGUGGAGUUCUCUACGCCCUGGGCUGACCCAUCCUCUUGGUCGAAUCCUGGAUUCGAUGAAGAAUGCCGUGAGGCUAUUAAAGAGGCGCGCAGACUCCGCCGCGUAUUCUCGCGCACGCAGGAUAUGGAAGACUGGGCCAUCUAUACGAUGGCCAGGAACAAGAAAGUGAGGCUCAUCAAGUCGAAGCUUUCCAGAGCACAUCGUCGACGCGUACAGCACGUGAUCGAACAGGGAGAGAGAGGCCUAUGGCAGCUUGCCAAAUGGGCGCGGAAUCGCAAAGGCGCAUACGAGCGAGGCAUUACACCAUCGUUGAAGACUGGAACAGAAUCUCUUGCGGAGACGGUCAGCGAGAAAGCCGAGGCUUUCCGCACAGCCUUCUUUCCAAUACCACCACCGGCGGAGCUCUCGGACAUCGAAGGGUUCCAAUACCCUGACCAAAUCGACAUGCCACCAAUUCAGCCACACGAGAUCGAAGAGGCUAUCCUCCGCGCACCGGCCAGACGAGCGCCUGGCGACGAUACUAUCCCGAACGGUUUAUGGCACAAGAUCAUUAAGAUCCCUCAGGUUCUGGCAUACCUCACUUCGCUCUUCAACGCGUGUGCGAGCGCAGGUUAUAACCCUAAGCAUUUUCAGCGAUCAAUAACGGUAGUGCUACGCAAGGCAGGUGACCGAGACUACCAGCUUGCGAAAUCCUAUCGCCCUGUAGCGCUGCUAAACACCAUUGCAAAGGCAUUGGAAUCGGUGAUGGCCAAACGUAUUUCAUAUCUUGUUGAACAAUAUGGUCUAUUGCCCCCUGGCCAUCUUGGUGGUAGGAAGGGUAUAUCGACCGACCACGCCAUUCAGAUCAUUCUCGACCGCAUUCGGACCGCUUGGGGGAAAGGCUCUCUGGCCGAGCAGGUCGUGUCUAUGCUUUUCCUAGACGUCUCUGGCGCCUAUGACAACGUAGCACAUCUUCGGCUACUCCACAACCUCCGUAAGCGUAGGCUUGGAUGGUUUGUGCCGUGGGUGCAGGCCUUCCUCUCUGACCGAUCGACAAAAAUCCGCAUGCCUGAGGGCCUAUCCGACCGAAUUCCUACACCAACUGGCAUCCCACAGGGCUCACCAAUAUCCCCUAUCCUCUACCUUAUCUAUAACUCCGACCUCAUCGAACUCUUCAACGGCCCAAAGACCUUUGGUCACGGAUGGGUGGACGACGCUGGAGCGAUGGCCAUUGGCCGCACGGAAGCCGAAACUACUAGAAAGCUCCAGCGGCUAUGUGGUCUAGCCCAGCAAUGGGCUAAGCGACAUGCAUCUGUCUUUGAUAUCAAGAAAUAUGCACUGGUUCACUUCGUGGGGCCUCAGCAAGAGCCUUGCUAUACUCCGCUUCGCCUUGGCGACGUGGUGAUCCAGGCGUCUACUGGAGCUGAGAGAUAUCUUGGCUUCUGGCUCGACGAGAAACUUACAUUCGACAUUCAUCGCAAGAAGCUUCUUAUCAAGGGCCAAUCAAGCCUAAAAGCUCUCAAAUCGCUCUCAGGAUCGACCUGGGGGGCCUCUUUACUCUCGAUGCGACGGCUAUACCAGGCUAUAGUGAUCCCACAGAUUCUCUAUGGUCUGGCAGCCUGGUAUGAACCUCAGUGGACCAAAGCAAAGCAAAUGCAAACUGCUAGACCCUUUGGGGACCUCCAACACCAGGCAGCAUGCGUCGUUGGAGGUGCAUUCAAAACGACGGCCGCGGCUGCGCUGUGUGUGGAACUAAGCCUAAUGCCGAUGCCAAUCCUCAUGACGAGGAUAGCACAAGAGACAGCCUUACGAAUUCGCACAGGGCCUGCCUAUGCAGUGCCAAAAUCCAUGAUACACCAACGACCGAAGGCCCAACGUGACCGAUCGGGAUGGUCUCCAAUGGAGGCACAGGCCUGGAAGAAGGGUGGUUGCUUAACGGCUCCCCCUGAGUUCUUGGCGGGAGUCUGGGAGAGCCGUCUUGCGUACGCCCGAGAGCCCUGGCGUGUGCCUCCAACGGUAAUUAUCUCCGACCGGGAAACAGCAAGGAAGCAGCACGAUGAGAUACUAUCAAGGCAAGAUAGUUUAGUUGUCUACACAGACGGCAGUGGCUACGAAGGUCGAGUGGGCGCUGGUGCGGUGGUUAGUGGAAAUGAGAUCACCCAAGCUCGGUCGCAGAUGGGCACGGAAGGAAUCUCCACGGUCUACGCCGCAGAGCUUCGCGCCAUCGAUAUGGUCCUCUCACUAAUGUGGAAAGCGGCCGAAGCGGCCAGCGAGCUCCCAAUCCAGCCGGCAAUCCAGCCAGCUAUCCAAUCAGAAAUCCCCCAGCCGAAAACCCGAGCACCAGCGGACCAGUCUCGCAAGAUUGUUGUGUUCACCGACAGCCAGGCCGGCCUGAUGGCCCUUCGCCGACCGCGGAUGCCGUCAGGCCAGAUUUACCUAGUCUCGGCCAUCCAGCAUCUUCAAAGCCUAAACGACCAAGGUCAUCAGGUCGAAUUUCGCUGGAUCCCGGCCCACGAAGGGACACUAGGAAACGAGCUAGCCGAUGUAACCGCAAAGGAGGCCGCCCUGGCCGACACUGAUCUAACCAACCAAGACAACCGUUAUAUCAUUCUUGCAUCAGCGGUGAAACGACGUAUCCGACAGCGGGCGAAGCAGGCCUGGGAGGCUGCGUGGUGGAAAGAGAGGGGGGCUCGCUCGACGAAACGGCUGAUCGAACAGCCACACAAGAAGAAUCUAGCCUAUUGGGAGAAUCUGCGGAAGGCCACAUCGUCAGUUUUGAUCCAACUACGCACUGGCAAGAUCGGCUUAGCCGGUUAUCUGUCAAAAAUCAACGCUCGAGACUCACCAAGCUGCGAAUGCAACCUAGGGAACCAAACAGUCCCCCAUAUCUUGCUCGAAUGCCCACUGCUACAAGAGGAAAGACAGACGAUGAGAGAGAGUCUAGCAGAGGUAGGGGUGUCGAUGCAUCUCGGCACCGACGAACUCUUGCAACAGCUCCCAGCAAGGCUAGUCCUCGCUCAGUUCAUGUUCUCGUCGAAGCUUCUCGACCAGUUCCGCCAUGUCGACCCAGCAGCGACGGGGGUGGUUGAACAGGAUGGCUCUUGA